AUGGCAUCAUGCCAUUCCCCCUUCUGGGCCUUCUCCAAACCCGACAAGCAAACAAGACCCAAAUUCCUCACCAUCAGAUCCUCAAAAUGGUUCAUAAUGUUCGUCGUCGCCUUCGCCGCCGGCACCGACAUCUUCAUGUACGGCCUGAUCGUCCCAGUAACACCAACAGCCCUAAAAGAGCGCGUAGGCCUGCCGGACUCAAAACUGCAAAGCUGGACCUCCAUCCUGCUAGCACUGUACUCAGCAGCUCUACUAGCCUCAGCCCCCGUUGUCGGGUACAUCGCUGACCGAGCCGAGUCCCGUCGAUGGCCUCUGCUGUUUGGACUGGUAGCGCUGGCUGCUGCGACGGCUUUGCUGUGCGUUGGCACGAAUAUCGCGCUUUGGAUUACUGGAAGGGUUUUUCAGGGUGUUGCGGCUGCUAUUGUUUGGACGGCUGGUCUAGCGUUGAUGGUUGAUACUGUCGGGAAAGAGGAUCUGGGUCAGGCUAUUGGGUAUGUUGGUAUGGCUAUUAGUUUGGGCACGUUGGGUGGACCGUUGCUUGGUGGGGUUGUUUAUCAGAGUGGUGGGUAUUAUGCUGUUUUUGGUCUUGCGUUUGGGCUUAUUGGGAUUGAUAUCUUGUUACGAUUGUUGCUUAUUGAGAAGAGACAUGCUGUCCAAUGGCUUGCGCUGGAAAUGAAACCAGAGGAAACCGGAGAGGAAAAUAUACUAGGCGAGGAGGGCGUCGCAGUUCCCUCGUCUCUGGGCAUUGAAGCUACAAACCAGACACCGCCAUCUCCUCUCCCAUCACGGGGUGCUUUCGCUCGACUCGCCAUCUUACUGAGCUCUCCCCGCCUCGUCGUCGCAGUCUGGGGCUAUUUCAUCAUCGCCCUCAUCCUAACAUCCUUCGACAGCGUCCUACCGCUCUUCGUCCACGAGACCUUCGGCUGGUCCCAAAGCGGCCAGGGCUUAAUCUUCAUCCCGCUCAUGGUGCCGCACGGACUAGACCCCGUAACCGGCUGGAUCAUUGACAGAUUCCCCAAGACCAUCCGCUACUUCACCGCAGCUGCGUUUCUCGCUUCCGUGCCGGUAAUGGUGCUCCUGCGUCUUGUCACGGAGAACUCGAUGCAGCAGAAGAUUCUUCUGUGUGCGCUACUCGCGCUGGUUGGGCUUUGCUUUGCUGUUGCUAUGCCGCCGCUUGUCGCGGAGGUCUUCUUUGCUGUGCAGGAGAAGGAAGAUGAUGCCCCUGGGAUCUUUGGGAGGGGUGGGGCUAUGGCGCUGGCUUUUGGAUUGUCGAAUAUGGGGUUCGCGGCUGGGAGUCUGAUUGGGCCUUUUUUUGCAGGGUUCAUUCGUCAGACUGCUGGUUGGGGGACGAUGGGUUGGGGGCUUGGGUUGAUUGCUGGUUCGACGGCCGUGCCUACGCUGUUGUUCUUGGGUGGGUGGAUUUUGAGAAAGCCUGGAGUGGAUGCGGUGCAAGUUAGGGACAGCACUGGCUGA
Penicillium bovifimosum is the source of this 1473-nucleotide messenger RNA. RefSeq lists its product as uncharacterized. Gene Ontology annotation, biological process: transmembrane transport. Bases 1 to 1473 code for a protein of 490 amino acids. Lineage: Eukaryota; Fungi; Ascomycota; Eurotiomycetes; Eurotiales; Aspergillaceae. Gene Ontology annotation, molecular function: transmembrane transporter activity. The transcript has a single exon. The record is from RefSeq and is a predicted model, not a curated record.